ACAAAAAAAUAUUAAUAAUAAUUUUGAAAAUCUUUUGAUUUCAAGAUUUUCAAAACUAAAAAAAAAGCUACAAAAAAAAUACGUACACUUUAGUUAUUGAGAGAUUUAAGAGUCUCUAGUCUCUUCCUAUAAAUCUUCUUGAAUUUCUACUUAAAUUGUUUAUUGAUGUUGUUAUAUUUAUGUAUUGAAUGAAAUUAAGCAAAAAACUACAAAAGCAACAAUAAGAGCAAAGCAAAACAAACAAAAAAAUACCUUAAAAUAGUUUAAACAUUGUUAAUUAAGUGAUUUAUUUUGUAUUAGUUUUUUUGAGGAAAAUUAUUAUAUAGUUUUAUUAGCUUAAACAAUUUGUUUGUUUUCUUGUUAAAUUAUUAUUAUAUUAUUGUUAUUAUUGCUCAAAUAAGGCUAAAAAAAAUCACAUUUUUAUUAACAAAUUACACAGGAAACAUAAAACAACAAAACGAAUUAGCACAAACAACAGUUUACAACACUUUUAUAGGAAACAAAACAAGAACAAUAACAACAACAACCACACAAAACUAACGGACACACACUCAGACACUCACCCAGACAAUUUUCUUCUCAAAAAUAAACAAACACACAGUUAUAAACAGCCACUUACAUUCUCCUCCCCCCCAUUUUCUCUCACUCACUCUCACAAUUACUCAACAACAACUCACACACAAUCAAACGGUUUAGAGGGAUGCGUGAUCAAGGUCUUAGACAAAAACAAGAACAAAACUGAACAAAAACCAAACCUAAAAUAAACAAAAAAGGAAAAUUUUAAGAGAACAAGUAAAUAAAUCACUGAAGAAUUACUACAAAAGAGAAAAAUUAAAUAAAAAUACUCGUAUAAAUAAACAAAUUAAAUCUAAUUUUUAGCAAGAAAACAAAAACAAAAAUACUAGAAAAUAAUUAUAAAAUAUAGAAUUUUUAAACAAAAUAAUUAACAUAAAUUAAUUAAUAAACAAAACAAAACAAAUAUUUGGCUAAAACCCAACCUUUUAGUUAAAUUAAUAUCAUAAUAAAAUCUAAUUAAACAAAAAUUUGUUGUAAAAUAAUCCCUUUAAAAAAAAAACACAAUAACAACAACAAAACCAGUUAAAAAGCUUUAAUUUCUAACAAAAAGAAAAAGAAAUCAAAAAAUUUAUAAAAAAAAUACCGGAUUACGCUUGAAUUGCUUUUAUUGAAAAUAAAAAAAACAAACAAAAUUUACCCAAAAAAAAAAACGCUUUUUUAACAUUUAACAACAAAUUUUUAAUAAUUUUCCCUCACAUUCACACACAAACACUCAACACACUCAUUCAAACACCAACAUUCUUUUAAAAAACCUUUACAAAAGCUAAAUAAACUAGAACAAUACCAAGCAGUCAUCAUGAAAAAGAGUAAUACCGCCAAUACAAUAUUGUCUUCAUUGCCCACAAGUCCGACCAUGUCGGCCCAAAGUUUUGCUGGCAGUAAAUCGAGUCUAAAUAGCAGCCGCUCCAGUCGUUCUUCAAUCAAUUUGCAAACGACCAAUUCCAAAAGUAAUAAGGUGGAUCAUGAAAUUGAAACUAUUUUAGAGAAGGCAAAAUUUUAUACUUCAGUGUGCUUGGGUACCACGGCAAUUUUAUCGGUUUUUACAUUUCUAUUUUUAAUACCCUUCGUUGUUGAUCCUGCUAUAUCGACAAUAAUUGCUGAUUAUGAUCCUGUGCCGGUUACCUGUAUUGUUAUCGAUCAUAUCUAUGCCGAGGGUAUUAAAAAUUGUACAUGGAGCUCAUGCCGGGAGGGUUGUACAUCAUCACCGAACAAAUGUCAUCAACUCUACGUCAAUUAUACCCGUAUACCAUUCACAGAAUGGGAGAAAAAUCCCCGUGAUUUGGAGACCGUUAAAUGGGAUGUAAGUUAUACGAAAUUCUUAAUCAAUUCCGAAGGAUGUGGUUAUCCACCAACCACCAACUGUAGUGUAUUUGCCAGACAAUAUGGGUAUAAUCACAUAAAUGAACCAUUCGCUUGCUACUAUAGUCGUGCCUAUCCGGAGGUGGUUAUUGGUCGUUAUUCGUGGGAGAAUAAUCUAUAUCAUCUGAUAUUGUCGCUUAUAAUACCCACUGUAUUGUUUGCCAUAUCGAUUGGGGUCUUGAGCUAUUGGUAUUGUCCGUGUUGCGAUAAUGCCUGCAAUAAAUCUUCGAGGGUUUAUGCUGAAAAAUUCCCCACUAAGGAAGAAAAACUACUGUGUCACAGUGAUGAUGAGGAUGAAAUGGAAUACUAGAAUAUAAAAUAUUUUUACAAAGCAAAAAUUAUAUUGAAGAACAAAAAAACAAACAUAAAAAAAGCACAUACAGAAACAGAAACUUACACAAAUUUUAUUUUCAUUAGUUUAAAAUUCACACACAAAGACAUAAACAAAUUCUCACAAUUUGUAUAAAUUGAGAUUAAUUUAAAAAUUAUUUUUUUUUUUUUAAAUUAGCAACUUAUAUUUUUACCCCUCUAUUCAUAAUUAAGUUUUAAAUUUGUAAAAUUUGUAUAAAACAGAAUUUCAAUACAAAAAUUUGUUUUAUAAAUCUGUGAGAAAUUUAAAUAUUGAUUAUGAUUAAGGCUUUUAUUCUUUCCAAAGUUGUGUAUAAAUUUUCAUUUUAUAAUUUUGUUAGAAAUUUGUAAUAUUUUUAAAUCAGAAAGGUUUUAUUUUUUUGUAAAUUAUGCUAAUUUUCAUUUUAGUUUUAGAAGUUUAUUUUUAAGUUCUUUUUUAAUAGAUUUGUAAAAACAAGUAUAACAUAAAUAGUUUUAGUUCAAUGAUCUUUAGCUUAGUUUAAAUAUGGCUGAUAUUUUUUAAACACUAUGACAAUCAAUAAAGUCUUCAAUUUUUAUUCUAAGUAUCUACACAUAUAUCGAGCCCUUAGCGCCAAAUUAUCGUAAGCGACAUUUUCUAAAUUUUUUUUAUUGCAAAAAUUAAAAUUUUAUGGACCGACUGAUGUUUUAGCGUUCUCAGAAUAUCAAAAUUGUUAAUAACUUCAAAAUUAUAGGGGGGUAAUAUUUUAUCGUAAGUCAAUGUUUACAUUUUACAGUAAACGAAUUUUAUCGUAAGCGACACAUAGUGGUAUAGAAAAAAAAGAAGGAAAUAAAUCUGUAACUUCUAAAAGGGGGGUCAGACGGCAUGUAUUGCUUGUGUUUUGUGCCAUGUAUUGGGACAUUUUUCCAUAUGUAAACAUAUACAUACCGUGUGAUCCAUAUGAAACUUUGUGUAUGUAAAAUACAUGUGUAUUACUCGUGACAUUUUUGGCAAUUAGAGCAUGUUCUAUUUUCGUGUGUAUAACAGAGUUGUAUUUUGAAAUACAACACUGUGUGAGUGUAAAAUAAAAAAAACAAAACAAAAAAGAGUAAAGAAAAAUCAUAACAAAAUUAAUUUCAUUGCAUUAAAUAUAUAUAUUGUGAUUUAAAAAUGUUUUAAAUAAAUAUAUUGUUAAAAACAACAAACAUAUAAACUAAUAAAGGUUAUGUCACAUGCAAUUACAUAUGUACGUUUGAACGUGGAAAUUAUGAAUCAUAUGUAUAACGUGAAUUUUGACAUACACAUGGAAUUCCAUAUGUAUCGAAUACAUGUCCCAAUACACAAGCAAUACAUGCCGUCUGACCCCCCUAUAAGUGAUUAGAUUGGUUUGAAUGAAAUUUCACAUGCGCAAAGAAGAAGUGCUGUCGAGUUUAAGUUCUGAAUGUGGACCUCAUGGGCCCACCAGGAGCGCGACCAAGGGUCCGCAAAGUAGGACACCUCGGGUAUGUUACAUUUUUAAAACGAUGCUAUUUCUUCGUUUGUGUUCCGAUUUCAAAUUAGCGCUACAAAAGACCUAGUCGUAGCUGUCAAUUACCUCUUAUAGCUUCGGAGAUAUUCGCAUUUGAAAAUUAAAUUUUCAAUAUUUUUACCCAACCUACUCCAGUUUUUUGAUAACAGCGUAUCCAAAUAUUUUCCGAUUUUCUCCAGUGUUUCUUCAUUAACAACAUAUGUAUGUAUCAAAUAGAAAAAGAACUGUUUAAAAAUAAUGACUAAGUCAAAAGUUAUAUGCAUUUGAAUUUAAAAAAUGUUAAAAAGCCGAUUUUUCUCUAAUUUUUUUGGAAAAAAGAGCUGUUUUUCUUUUUAAGUUAUUACCAAAAAAUUCUAAGGGAAUUUAUACUUUCUGAAAGCUAAGUUUUCAUAAAAUAUUUUCAAUGAAAAAAAAAAAUUUUGUUACCAAAGGGAUGAGGUCCAUUCAAAAACAACAUAUUUUUUAUGUAAAAUUAAACUUUAGGGCAAAAAUUCUCAAAUCGCAUAUUCGAUAUCAAAAUAUAAUAAACGAUUUUAGAUGGCCCAAUAUGCUUUUAAUUAUUUUGUAAAGGAUUCCGAUAACUCCGACCCUGGUAUGGAUAUUAUAGCCAAAAAACUAAAAAUUUAAAUUUAUGGGAUUUUUCAACACUUUUUUGGGAAUUGCGGGAUUGCUGAUAAUAAAUUUCAAAAUUCGUUUUUAUUUUUCCAUUUUGAAUAGAAAAUUUUACAUAACUGUGAAAUUUCAUUAAAAACUAUUCAUAAAUAACAAUUUUAUUUCAAUUCAAAAUUCAAUAAAAAACAUUUUUUGUCAUAUUUUUCAAUAAAGUAUUUCAUGAAUUUUUAAUUGUCAAAAGUUAUAAAUAUUUUUGAAAAAUAGACAAAUAGCUUGAACGAAAUUAUAUUAUAUCGCAUCAUAAUAUUAUUAAUUCUAUGUAUAAAUUUCAAAAUAAUCGAAAAAACCUUCUCCUGUAAAAUUUGUGAUUUGUCGCUUACGAAAAUUUGGCGCUAAGGGCUCGAUAUAUUAAAACCUUGAUUCAGAAACAUGACCAUUUUGUGCACCCGAAACUCAAGUGAUCACUCAAAAUAGAAACCACUGAGUCAUCAGAGAAGCCAUAGGGCUUCCACAAUCUCUUGCACUUUAUUUUAUAUUUUAGUAUAAAAUGUCAAAACCAUUGACUUGUUGUUGAAUAAAUUAUCAUGAAGGUUUAUACAAUUUUUUUAUUAUGAAAAAGUGCAUUAUUUUUGAAGGACGGAAUUUUAAAGUGGCAUAUUUUUAAUCUAAUUGAGAUAUUGAAUUGAAAUUUUUUUUCGUCAGACCAAAAAUUAUGUUAUCUAAAACAAAACAAAAUUAGUUUAGAAUAAAUGUGGAUCAAAUUGUUCCUAAUAUUUGCAAUUCUAUUAAAAUUUUUAUACAAAUUUUAGUUUUAGAAACUCAAUAAAUAUGUAAUAAAAUCUUUAUUUAUUAACAAAAGUCAAUGAAAUUUUCAAAAUUUUUUAAAUAAAGUCAUUCUAAAUAAUAAAGUGUACAAAAACUUGUCAAAAAGUCAAAGGGAAUCCCGCAAUUCCUAAAAAUUUAAGCGAAAUUCCCAAAAAUGGUAUUUUUAAAAUUUUCUUUUUUUUACCGCAUAUCCUUCGGGGCUGGGAAAAUCCUUUGGGGAUAAUUAGGGAACACAUUAAGGUUUCCAUAGCUACUUUCCGUUUUCUGAUCCCAGCUUUGGGAUUUUAGAACAUGUGGCUUAAAGUUUAAAUUUUUAUAAAAAAUAGGUCAAAAUCCGAAGGACGUAGGAGUGACAUUUUCGAAAAAUAGGACGUGUUUUUUAUACCAAAAUGUUCUUCGUAAAAAUACCUUACAGAAAACUUCCGAUAUUUUUUGGCUGUAAUUAAAGAAAAAAAAAUGAAGAACUUUGAUUCUUCUUGUGGAUUAUUUUUAUUUGGUCUUUUAAUUUUUUUUACAUCAAGUCGAGAAUAUGAUGUCAUGUAAAUGGCCGCCGCCACAGUUGAUUGUCAUUUGAGCCCUUUUUAUGGCAUUUGCCAUCACUUUGGCCAAAACUUCCGGCGAUAGGUCCUAACAUUAUUGAAGGAUAUUGUCUUUAAGAGCUGCAAGAGUCUGAGGCUUGUUGAUAUAAACCCGCGACUUCAAAAAGCGAUCAAAUUAGGCGCUAGGGAAAUGCAUCCUUCAGCAGUGUGUGGCGUUGCACCGUCCUGUUGGAACCACAUGUUUUCCAAUCCCAAUUCAUCAAGUUGCGGCAAAAAGAACUCUUUGAUUGCUCUGUAGCGCAAUCGUUUGGCCCGCGACGUCUUCGAAGAAAAAGGUCCGAUGACUCCUCCAGCGAAAACAGCAAACCAUACAGUGACUUUGAGCGGUUGUAAUGGCUCUUCGUGGGUUACACGCGGAUUUUCAGUGCCCCAGAAGCGUAAAUUUUGCUUAUUUACGUACCCGCUAAGAUGGAAAUGGGCUUCAUCACCCAUGAUUAUUUUUGAUGAAAAAUCAUCUUCGAUUAUUGGUCAAAUAAAUAGUCAGCAAUAUUCCGCAUUCUGGAGCAGUGUAGCGUAACAUUGUUUAUUAACGUGUAUUUCGCAUGUGUUUACUACACAAAUGUCAAAACAGAACUGACAUUAGGGGCCAAUCGCAAAAUUUAUAGCAUUUUCUGAUAGGAGGAUUACUUUUGCGCCACAAGUUUUUUUUAAUAAAAAAAAGAGUUUAAAGUCACCUUUUCGUCCAAAAAACAGCAAAAAUCUACUAUUUUUUGAAUUUUUAAAUUGAAAAUCGUUUAUUUUUGUUUCCAUAAUCGAUAUUGCUCUGAAAUGUUUUGUAUAUUAUUGGCAAUUUAGUUGUCUAACUAACAAAAAAAUUUAGUCCAUUCGGUUUAAAAGUAACACCUAUAUUUUUAAAAAUUUCAAUUUUGAAAUGCCUAUAACAAUUAUAAGAGAUAAAUAGCACAAGACCUAAAAAUAUAAAAAUCUUUGAAAUCGGAUGGGAAACAAAAAAACGACAUGUGUUUAAAAAUUUUACAUGUUGAAGGUACCCUACUUUGGGCCCCCAUAGCGCCGCCCCUGUUGCAUUUACAGACCCCAUUUUAAUAACUUAAACUCAAAUACUCAUUGGCUAUUCCCAAUCGGACCAGCCGUUUAGAUUUAUUUGCAAACAAUUUGGAUUCUCCCCCACUGUGUGGUGUAGAGACCUCAACUGGGCGUCCACAUCGUUCGGCGUCUUCCCUGUUUGUACGGCCACAACGAAAAUCAGUAAACCACUUUUUCACCAUUGAAAUUGAUGGCGCAGAGUUCACAUAGUAUUUAUGAAGCUCAUGAUUUAUUAAAAAUAAUAAUUUGAAAAUAAUAAUGCAAAAAAUAAUGCUUAAUGAGAACACGAAAUAAAAUUUUUUCCAUUAUCUCAAAAUUAAAGCCUUUUAAGAACAACAUUCGUUUAGCUAAUACGACAGCAAUAUAAAUUCGAACUAAAUCCUUAAAAAUUUCGAAAAAUCAAGAAGAAAGCCAUGAUACAUAGCACGAAAUAACGUAAACAUUAUUUUAUGUACUACAGUACGUAUGAUUAAUAUUAAUAUUGGCAUGUUUUACAAAAGACUUCAUAACUUUAAUAAUACUUAAACGAUUUCAAUAAUUAAGGUAGUAAAUGAAAGCUUAGACUUUAAGGCAAUAAUGGGAAAGACUUUAAUUUUAAUAGAAUAAGCAAUUUUUGGAUUUAUAUUACUUUAAAUAAUUUUCUAAUGAAAUGUUCAUUAAAAAUCUUAAUUUACUUCUAAACUAACGAUUGUCAUAGUGUUCCAAAAAGCAACCAUAGCCAUCUUUGUGAGCCUUAGCUCAACUUUAGUUUGAAAAUAAGUUUACAAGUAGUUUUAUAAAUAAAAUUUUUUAUUAAACAAAUAUUUAUUUAAAUAUAAUUUCCCCAUUAUCCAAAACUAGUGAUUUCUAAGUAGCGUUGUUUAAUUACGAGUUGUCUAAUUAUAAAAUCGUAUAAAUAUUUAACAAAAAAAAAAAACAAAAAAACAUAUAAAAUUGUGAUAUCAUUAUUUUAGUUGUGUAAUAAUUUUAUGAAAAUUCUACUAAAAUAAUAAAUGUUAAAAAUGGCUUCUAAAAUUUAGCAAAAUGAAAAGAAAAACCCCUAAAAAACAAACUCAAAUUAUUAAAAUUUCUUUAAAAAAAAACAACCAAAAACUACAUCUAAUAAAAUUUAAGUUGUAGUAACUAUUAAAAGCAUUUUGAAAAAUAACAACAAUAACAACAAUUAAUAUUGUAUUAAAUUAAUUAGAACAAAUUAAAUAUACUAUAAAGUAAAUUAAAAAUAAAAAUAAUAAUUAAUUAACACAAUUGUAAUAUACAAAACAAAUAAAAAUCCCCACACAAAAUUAGUUAAAUAAUAAUAAUAAAAUGAAUUAGUUUUUAAAUAAUUAUUACAACAAGAAAUUAAGAAACAAACAACAAAAUUUUAAUACAAUUUAAACAAAAUUAAAUAAAUGAAUAAAUCCGCCUUGUGCUUAAACAUUUUUUUAUAAACAAAAACAAAUCAUUAUUAUUAAAGUUUGAGCAAAAAAAGAAAAAAAUAACAAACAAAUUCUAACUCAUGUAAAAACAAUUAACUUUCAAUUUAAUACAAAAAAUAACAAAAUUUCUGCUAAAAAAAAUAUUCAAAAAAAUAUUUUUAUUUUUAAAUCAUUUUUAUUACAUCUCUCAACAUUAGUUAAAAAUUUAUAUUUGCACUUUGCUUUUUUUUAAUUAAAACAAAAAAAUAUUCAUUGAAAUCUUUUCAAAAUCAAAGAAAAUCAAACAAAAAACUUUUUUUCUGCUAAAAAAAAAACAAAAAAUGAACACAAAUAAAUGAAAGAAACAAAAAUCUCUUUUUUGAAUAUUUAAACAAUCAAUAAAACAACAACCGCAACAACAACAAAUGUUUCAUGUUUUUAAUAAAAGAAAACAAAUUAAUAAUAAAAAAGAAAUGGAAAUUAUUAAAUAAAACAA
Calliphora vicina (urban bluebottle blowfly) is the source of this 8743-nucleotide messenger RNA. RefSeq names its product tipE homolog 2 (gene Teh2). The transcript is spliced from 5 exons. NCBI's taxonomy places the organism in Eukaryota, Metazoa, Arthropoda, Insecta, Diptera, Calliphoridae. Gene Ontology annotation, cellular component: plasma membrane. Gene Ontology annotation, biological process: regulation of sodium ion transport. Gene Ontology annotation, molecular function: sodium channel regulator activity. The record is from RefSeq and is a predicted model, not a curated record. The coding region runs from base 1373 to 2245 and encodes 290 amino acids.